CUGAGCCCUGUUGCUAUAGCAACUUCCCAGGCACACACUGCCCCUCAAGUCAGGGAAGGGCUGCAGCGGGGUCUGGGGCACAGGCGAAGAGGAGGAGGAUGUGAACCCCUGGCUGUCCCUGGAAACGCCUCCUGUACAGCCCCGGGCUGGGCGGCCUGGGGAAGAGCAGAGGGGAUCGGUGGCCCAGUUCAGACAAGGGAGGCUGGUCCACCCAGCAGGGGGGCCAGCUCAGAGAGGGGUAGUGGAGCGGUCCAUCCCAGUGUGGGGGUUCAGCUCAGACUGUAGGAUGAGCCAUCUCAGUGUUGGGGUCCAGCUCAGAAUUGGGGUCGUUCUAGCCCAGUGUUGGGGUCCAGCUCAGAAUGGGGGUCGUUCCAGCCCAGUGUUGGGGUCCAGCUCAGAAUGGGGGUCGUUCCAGCCCAGUGUUGGGGUCCAGCUCAGAGUUGUGUCAUUUAGGUAAGCCCAGAGCAGGGAAUCCAGGCUCCACAGGAGGAAUCAGCCAGCUUCGAGUAGGGGGCCCGGCCCAGGCUGGGCAUUCCUGCCCCAGAAUUCCCAGGACAGCCAGAUUUCAAAAGGGCAGAAGGUCUGAGAUUGUUGUCUGGAGGAAGGGGGUUCUGAGGCUGGGCUCCUUCCGAGGGAGACUCCAAGCCCCUUGCCCAAAUUGAUAUUCUGCUCUUGCAAUUCCCUAUUCCCAGGGCGAGUUUCUAGAUUUCUGACUUCUGCUGUGGCCCUGGCUUUUCAAGGGAUGUCAAGGAGUUUUCUCUAUGAGCCCAAAUGGAAUCUGGACCAGAGUGAGAGCUGGCACCCCCCAUGUGGAAGAUGUGGGCAGGGCGGCAGGCUGUACAGGCCAGCAGCUGGCUGGGUUACCAUCCUCUGCCACUUCCUGUUGCUAGCAGGGGUCCUGGGUGCUGGGCAUACUCAAAGAGGCUGCCACUGACCCUGUGCUUCUUUUGGGAUCUGGAAAGAAGGAGGAAGAUGGUCAAGGCUGCCUCCCCCUCCCCCACCCCUGGGUUUAGCCGCUCGUUUCCGGUUUGGACUUUCAUGGCCGAGAGUAGAGCCAAGCACAGGGCAAGGUUUGAGAGAGGCCAAGGACAUCCCGGGAUGCCUUUCCCCUCUCCACCCCCGCAUAGGAGCAAAACAAAGAGCCAGAUGUACCCAUUUUCUCUCUCAGGAUAGCAGGAUUUGGGGGUUCCACAUUGAAAGGGAGUUCAGGGGAGGAGGCAGGGUGGCUCUUGUUACCCCCCGCCCCAAGCCUGUCUCUCCAGCUGUUCUUUCAGCGAAUUUUAAAGGAGCUCUGGGGCGUCUUUAGCCCCCAGGGAGUCUCUGGCUGUUGCCUGAUCCUGAACCUUAACUCUUUACCCUCUGCCCAAUGGGCACUGCUCUGGGCACAUCAGGCGCUGUCCUCUGCACAGUCCAGUGCCCACUGAGGAAAGCAGGGCCUGGCAUCCCGGGAGCAGUGAAGUCCCUGGAAAGGGAAGUUAGUUUUAUCGCCCCGCCCUGGGGCACGCAGGCAGCCAGAGGGACACCCUCGGGAGAAUCUUCCCAUCGCCUCCUGCCAAGGAAGCCCUCUGCAAACCUUGGCCAGCUUGGAGCAGGUACCUUUAAAAGCUUCUGUGGCAACCAGCUCCUCCUCCCUGGUCCCCUGAGGCCAUCCCAAGGAGGCUGACUUAGAGGCUCUGCAUUUUCCUGGUUUCUCAGCAAAAAGAAGAUUCCAGGGAGAGCCCGGGGGGCCGGGGAUGGAUCUGGGAUCAGGCAGUAGCCAGGGUGGGGACUCGGAGACCACCUUCCAGCUGUGGCUGCAGCUGCUCCUCUGGGCCCACCUGGCUGUACGUUUCCUGGGCUACCUGCACCACACCUUCUGGGGGCCUAAGCCACAGCCAGCACCCUGAGCCUCCCUGGCCAGGGGGCAGAAGGCCCCCAGAUCACCCCAUCCCACCCACCCUUUAUUCUACCCUUUGCUGGAAGAGGCAGGAAGCAGAGGUGAGUGUGGGGCCUCUUGAUUGAGGUUACGUGCCCCUCCCCGCCAUCAUCCCUCUCUUUGCCUGCUCCUCCUGGCACUGGCCUCCCCCAUGCCCCAUCCCCAAAUCUGACAAGCUAACAGGGCUAGUGGCACGAGAGGCACAGAGCCUGGGCACUCUGGUCCUUUGAGAAGCCAGAGAAGGGCCAUGCUAACAGUAAGGCACCCUGUGGAGCUACUCCGUGGG
Molecule: messenger RNA, 2201 nt
Organism: Symphalangus syndactylus (siamang)
Lineage: Eukaryota; Metazoa; Chordata; Mammalia; Primates; Hylobatidae
Gene: SMIM46
Product: small integral membrane protein 46
Source: RefSeq, a predicted model, not a curated record